AUGGUGCAGGUGCUGCCGGCGAGUGCCGGAGCUCAUGGCCCGGGGGCAAAGCCAGCGAGGUCCAGAGCGAAGCAGAGCCGGGAGGAGCCAGCGGGAGCAGCAGAGCUGGGGCAGAGGCCGGGACAGAAACUCUCCAAGACAAAGUCAAAAAGGCGACGCUUCGCAAACUCAAAAAGCAACAAGGUUUUUGCCAGCCAAGAGCACAGGAGGAGCUUUGGCUCUGGGGCCAAAGGCUGGGACAGAGAAGUGGAGGGGCCGGAGCGGCGGCGCCCGGGCCCUGCCCUCGCACGGGCUCGGGACACAAAGAAACCUGAAUUGAGUUACCGAGGUAGUUGGCUAAAAACUGAGAUUGCCCAGCCGGCACCGUCUGGAAGGAGCCCCCUGGCCUGCCCUGCUCCUGCUCCAGGCCUGGGGUGGCCUGCAGGUCAUUUCACUGUCACUGGGGGUGGCCUGCAGGUCACUGUCCCCAGAUCUGAGAGUGUCCUGCAGGUCACUGUCACUGUCCCCAGGCCUGGGGAUGCCCUGCAGGUCACUGUCACUGUCCCCAGAUCUGAGAGUGUCCUGCAGGUCAUUGUCCCCAAAUUUGGGGGUGGCCUGCAGGUCACCGUCACUGUCCCUGGGGGGUGGCCUGCAGGUCAUUUCACUGUCCCCAGGCCUGGGGGUGGCCUGCAGGUCACUGUGACUGUCACUGGGGGUGGCCUGCAGGUCACUGUCACUGUCCCCAGAUCUGAGAGUGUCCUGCAGGUCAUUGUCCCCAAAUUUGGGGGUGGCCUGCAGGUCACUGUCCCCAGGUUUGAGGGUGGCCUGCAGGUCACUGUCACAGUCUCCAGGCCUGGAGUGUCUUGCAGGUGACUGUCACUGUCCUGCAGGUCACUGGCACUGUCCCUGGGGUGCCCUGCAGGUCAGUCACUGUCACUGGGGGUGGCCUGCAGGUCACUGUCACUGUCCCCAGGCCUGGGGCACCCUGCAGGUCACUGUCCCUGUCCCUGGGGUGCCCUGCAGGUCACUGUCCCUGUCCCUGGGGUGCCCUGCAGGUCACGGCCGCCGCCUCCAGAACCAACCUCAACGAAAAGGGAACGCGCAGCCCUUGUCAGUCUUCAAAAACACCAAAGUUAUUGCACUUCAAAAAUACAACAGAUCUGUGGUUCGA
Molecule: messenger RNA, 1150 nt
Organism: Catharus ustulatus (Swainson's thrush)
Lineage: Eukaryota; Metazoa; Chordata; Aves; Passeriformes; Turdidae
Exons: 5
Coding region: 1-852 (283 amino acids)
Source: RefSeq, a predicted model, not a curated record